GGUCUGCUGUGUGACCUUGCAGUGUUUGUAAACAGACACACGUUGCCGUUUCAAAGUGUUGAAGAACAGGACGGAAUCGCUAUCGAACAAAGCGUGUGGCGAAGGAUUCAUUGAAGGGACACGUUAAGGAAGAAAACCAGUGCGAGUCAUGGAAGUAGAGCCUAUGUGUAUCGCGGAAAACGAAACGGAGGGAUCUCGCGGUGAUCGGAAAGAGGGGGGAAAGAGGGGACGCAAGCCUGGAAGGAAGGCGUCCGAGAAGACGGAUAUGAAAGCCAAGCUCGAACGAAGCCGACAGAGUGCGAGGGAGUGUCGUGCUCGAAAGAAGUUAAGGUAUCAAUACCUCGAAGAGUUGGUAGCCGACCGAGAAAAGGCUGUGCUUGCUUUGCGGAAGGAGUUGGAGAUGUAUCGGCAGUGGGGACAAGAAUUGGACGCCGGACGAGUUCCCGAAGGGCUACAAGCGAUGCUGGAGGAGUUUGGCUCCUUGAAACGGGAGAAAGUGGUCAACUAACCCU
Megachile rotundata (alfalfa leafcutting bee) is the source of this 512-nucleotide messenger RNA. It is a transcript of the gene REPTOR-BP, whose product is annotated as REPTOR-binding partner. The record is from RefSeq and is a predicted model, not a curated record. Gene Ontology annotation, biological process: regulation of DNA-templated transcription. Gene Ontology annotation, molecular function: DNA-binding transcription factor activity. Lineage: Eukaryota; Metazoa; Arthropoda; Insecta; Hymenoptera; Megachilidae. Gene Ontology annotation, cellular component: nucleus.